AAAGUGAUUGUUUUGUUUUAACAAAAAGGUAAACAAACAAAAAUUUCACAAAUAUUGCAAAUUUCUUAACCAAAAGAAAAGCCGCAAAUAAAAACUAAAUGCCCUCAUUUUGUGCGGUAGCUACUUGUAAUGAUAGAUAUGGGCAUUCGGAAAAUAUAUCUUUUCACAAGUUUCCUUUAAAACGUUCCAAUUUACUAAAGCAAUGGGAAGCUUUUAUACAAAAGCAACGAGGCGCAGAGUGGCAUGCCUCACGUUGGAGCUCUCUAUGUAGUCGUCAUUUUCGUGAGGAAGAUUUUCGUUCUUUAAAUGAACGCCGCACGCUAAAGAAAACUGCCGUACCCUCUAUAUUAGGUGUUCCUGCAACGUCGGAGGAGAAGUGUAAACCAAAAAAGCCUACUAAAGUUAUAGAAUCUUGCGAAAAUACUAGAGAAAAAGAAUUUAAAGAAAUUUUGGCCAUAAAAGAGAGACUAGAAGAUACUGUUGUGGAAGCGGGUGGUCCUGCCGUUUUGAAUGUACCUAAAGCUAAUUGUCGUUUAUGUGGUAUAGCCUCAGUACCCGAAGCCAAUUUUCUAACCAAUUAUGAACUCUAUGGUUUGUUGCAGAAAUGUUUUCCCACUUUGAAUUUCCAACAGGAGGACACUUUACCCAAGGUAAUGUGUGCUCCCUGUCAUAAAAGUUUAGAGGAGUUUGGUGCCUUUGUAGAUCGGGUUUGGACGGCCCAGACAGAUUUACAAAGAAAAUUUCGUACCAAGGCUGUAGAAAAACCGGUAAAAAUCAAGCAAGAGCCUUUGGUAAGAGUCAAACAGGAGGUGGCUGAGUGUGGCUACGAAGAGAGACAAGAUACUAAUGGUUUUGGGGGUACUAAUGAAGACUACGAUGCUGCUCUUGAGGGAGGCGGGCAUGAAGAGGGUGAUGAUCAAAAAUUUGAAUUUUGUGAUUUUCCCAUUAUCAAUGAUUGUGAUAUUAUGGAGAUUAUCAAUUUAGAUGAUCCUUUUAUAAAUAUACCGGAUGAUGACAACACUACCACCGUCAAUGAGGAGGAGGAAAUCCUGCAGAAGCCCAUACAAGAAGCUGUGAUGAAUUAUAUGCCUACGGCUCAUGAAUUGCUGCAGUCUCACCUGCUAAUGGAGGAACAUAAUUAUGCCUACAUAGAUGCUGAUACAGAAUUCAAAGAAGAAAGGCAAAUCUAUAAAACAGAAAAGUCAGAUAAUGAUGAACGUUUAGUGGAAUAUGUUAACUGUAAUAAUCAGCCACAACAACAGCAGAACACAGCCCUGCCAGCUGUUUACAGUAAUGAGACACGUUUAAAUACGGAGCAUUUGUUAAAUGAAAAUCAUAAUUUGGAAACUACUGCUGCUUUUGAAAAACGUGCUUUAAAACCUAUAGUUACCUCGGUGAGUGCCAUACAGCAACCCACUAAACCUUCCUCCAAUGGCAUAGUUGUACUCAAUGAAAGUAUUGUGAAAUCGGGUUGUGGAUUUCAAUUACAUGCUUGUAUGGUUUGUCAAUUAAAGUUUUUCUCCGUGGAGAGUCUAAAGCAGCAUUAUACACAGCAUCAUAGUGCUCCUAUGGUAACGGUACCAAAUGAAAAUAUACCUUUACAAAAGAGUCCACAAAAUACCUGUAAAAUGGAAAAAGAAUACCAGGAAACAAAUGCCGAAAACUGCCAAGAAAUGCUGACCAAAAGAACUCAAGUAACAGAUGGCAAUAAAGAUGUCAAUAAUGAAAAGAUAGAAAAAGAAACUAAAAAGGAAACACCUGACAACUUUGUAGAAAAGCAAUACCAGGAAAAUCAAAGUUCCUGCCAAAAUAGUAUACAAGAAACUACAAUAAAUGAUGAAAUACAGCAAAUAACCCAAAAUAAUAAUAAAGAACUAAAAGAAAUGGUUGUAAAUAUUAAAACUAGAAAAACAAAACUUAAAAUUCCUUUAAAAUCUCGAAAAUCUCAAAAUGUUUCUCUCAAUGUCAUGGCCAAUCAGUAUCAACAAUUAAGGAAAUUAUAUCAGAAGCUGCAAAAGAAAUGUACAAAUCUAGAACAAAAUGUAGAACAAUUGCAAUUAUUGCCAGCAGCAACAAAUACAACAACUAAGAAAACUAAUAAAAAACUUAAACCAUUAAACACUCAAAAAACCAGCAAGACUAGAAAUAGUAGCCAAUUAAAAUCCACUCAAUCUUUAGAGAAUAAAAAAGUUUCCUUUACUUGUGCUGAAUGCUCAAAGUCCUUUUCUAAUGCCAAUAGUUUAAGACAGCAUAAAAUUACCCAUACCGAGGAAAGAAAACAUCAUUGUAGUUUAUGUCAACGCACUUUUAAGAGACGUAAUGGUCUGCUGCAGCAUUUAAAAGGUUUCCAUUUGCAGGUGAAACCCUUUUGUUGUCCAGUUUGUAAGCACAGCUAUGCUUUAAAGUGUGAUAUGUUGCGUUGUAAACAUUCGACUUUAAGGAAUUUACAGACGUCCAGUGAAACGUCAAAUGUUAAUAGGGGACGAUUAGUAUUAAAAAAUUUAGAAAAAUAAAAACUAAAUUAUUGUUGUAAGAGAAUUUAAAAAA
Lucilia sericata (common green bottle fly) is the source of this 2547-nucleotide messenger RNA. Its product is annotated as zinc finger protein 510. Gene Ontology annotation, molecular function: zinc ion binding. The coding region runs from base 99 to 2513 and encodes 804 amino acids. The transcript has 2 exons. The record is from RefSeq and is a predicted model, not a curated record. NCBI's taxonomy places the organism in Eukaryota, Metazoa, Arthropoda, Insecta, Diptera, Calliphoridae. Gene Ontology annotation, cellular component: nucleus.